Molecule: messenger RNA, 1146 nt
Organism: Symbiodinium sp. CCMP2592
Lineage: Eukaryota; Dinophyceae; Suessiales; Symbiodiniaceae
Source: the annotation of a GenBank genome assembly
AUGGACAACAACCCGCCUCGUGAGGAAGAGCGUAUUCCAAGGUCUCUCGACGUGAGACACACUCGGGGAGGCGCUGCAGCCCAGAGGAAGCGGAAAGCAUAUCAGCUAUAUAUCUUUCUGCGCGAUCAGGACUUGGGCAUUUAUACAGAUCCGUCCGAAGUCCCUUUCCGUCGCCCUGACGGCUCUACUCGAGCCGUGGUGCGCCGUCAGGAGACGGCUCCUUUUCAGGCUGUGGAAGAGCAAUCGGAAGUGAUCGUUAUUGACGAGCAGGCCCCGGAGACUCCGCCGCCUUCUACGCCAUUUAGCGAAGACAACGGCUCCAUCACCUCCGCCCGCUCCUUCGUCAUCAAGCUCUUCAACUCCGAGGCUUUUGCCGACUCCAAAGCCUUUGUUGACUCCAUCGGCUUCAUUGUCAUCAGGCAUUCCGGCUCCAAGGUGCCGCCUCGUGUGCCGAAGGAACCUUCGCAUCCUCCGCCACCUCAGGUGACAGAAGUUCCUCGUGUUAUUGACUUCCGUCCCCUGCAGACAGAGGUGCUAGACUUUGAGGGUGUUAAGGUGAAGCUUACGGAACCAGCAUUCGAGAGAUUCUCUUUUGGUUUGAGCUUGGAUUUUCACGGAGUGUUGGAUCGAUAUCACAACAAGUCGACGAGCUGGACGGAUCCAAGGCCCGAGUUCCCUUCGGAGUGUGUGGCAGCCUUGCGCGAUCUUCAUUCGUUGGUUCCACGCUACGGGGGUUUAUUCUUCGUCUGCAGUUACUGUCAUCACGAGGACACCAAAAGGCACGUGGUUGAGACGACAGUGAACUCCUGUGAUACUCUGUUCACGCAGAUCGGGGAAACGCCUAUUUGCCUCAUUUUCAUUACGAGGAAGGCCACUGGUCCGUUGGGGAAGCGUGCAGUGCUGGAGAAGCUGGCAAAGGAGAUUGAGCUCCCCAUCAUUCACGUCGACGACUCCGCGGACGUUUGUGACGAGCUGGCGGGUUCUCAGCACGUCAUUCCUCUGCAUAUUGCCAUUCCGAAGAGAUCCAAGGGGGGUCGUGGACAGCGCACUAUUUUUCCGCGUGCUCCGGUGCCUUCCUUUGACAGCUUUCCGGAGUGUACUGGAGCUAUCAGAGGUCAGGUGCAGAAGUGGUUUCUGGACGCCUAA